CUCUCCCCUUUCUCUGCUGAUUUUGCACUUUUCUCUUUGCUCACCACCAAGUGUAAUCAAUAGCAAAGCACUGACAGUACAUAGCAGUAGUGAAAUCUGAAAUAACUAAGAAUUAAUCAGGUACUACAGCCAUGGAUUUGGCUGGGUAAAAUCCAACUGGGGAUUUCAGUUUCAUUCACCUACCCUGUUUUGGUGGUUUUCAGUUUUUUUUUUAUUUUUUGUUUUUUUUUUUCUUUUCUAUAUUUGGGAAGCAACAUCACAAUUUUCCCUUCUUUUUCCUUAAUCCCUUUAAAAGGGGGAAAAUCCGGAUGGAUUUCAAGGAUUGGACUGGUGUCAGCUGUGUUUUAUUGCACACCUAAAUCCUGAUGAUAGGUUUUUCAUUUUCCCCUCAAAGCCUUUUAUUUUGGCAGUUUAGCCAAAUGUGUUUUUCAGAAAGUUAGUUCGAAGUUUUUUCUCCUCUUUCUUUCCUUCCUCGCCUUCCCCUUCCCCGACUCUUCCCCUAAACAUUAUUGUCCAAACAUGACUGGACAGCAACUUUUGUUUCUUGACCCUGUGGUAUGACAGUCUGCUAAUAUUGCCAGAAGGUGCAGUUUGGGGGUUACAGUUGUGAUUUUAGCUAUUCAAUCAUAUUAGCAGGAAAAAAAUGACUUGUUUCUGUUGUACUUGAGUCUUAAAGAAAAGUGCCCAUAGUUUAGUGACAAUUUCCAAAGGCUUUAGUACCACCUGUAUUUCAAAAUGGGGGACCCAAACUCCCGGAAGAAACAAGCUCUGAACAGACUACGUGCUCAGCUUAGAAAGAAAAAAGAAUCUCUAGCUGACCAGUUUGACUUCAAGAUGUAUAUUGCCUUUGUGUUCAAGGAGAAGAAGAAAAAGUCAGCACUUUUUGAAGUGUCUGAGGUUAUACCAGUCAUGACAAAUAAUUAUGAAGAAAAUAUUCUGAAAGGUGUGCGAGAUUCCAGCUAUUCCUUGGAAAGUUCUAUAGAGCUUCUUCAGAAGGAUGUGGUACAGCUCCAUGCUCCUCGAUACCAGUCUAUGAGAAGGGAUGUAAUUGGCUGUACUCAGGAGAUGGAUUUCAUUCUUUGGCCUCGGAAUGAUAUUGAGAAAAUUGUUUGUCUCCUGUUUUCUAGGUGGAAGGAAUCUGAUGAACCUUUUAGGCCUGUUCAGGCCAAAUUUGAAUUUCAUCACGGUGACUAUGAGAAACAGUUUCUGCAUGUACUGAGCCGCAAGGACAAGACAGGAAUUGUUGUCAACAAUCCUAACCAGUCAGUGUUUCUCUUCAUUGACAGACAGCAUUUGCAGACUCCAAAAAACAAAGCCACCAUCUUCAAGUUAUGCAGCAUCUGCCUCUACCUGCCACAGGAACAGCUCACCCACUGUGCAGUUGGCACCAUAGAGGAUCACCUCCGUCCUUAUAUGCCAGAGUAAAUAAGAGCAUUGACCAGCAAAAUGGAGAAGACCAGAGAAUGCAGCAGCGAUUUUCUUUUCUUGUUUUCUUACCACUUUUCUUUCAGAGUUUAAAGAAAAUGGACUCAUGCACAGAACACUAUGCAUUUUGAAACUUGUUCAUCCUGGAUUUAUUUUAAUCAUUUGUAUCACAGAACUUUAAAAAAAAUUAGAUGUCUUCUGCACGGACUGUGUGAAGGAAGGUGCUUUGCAGAUUGCUGCACUGCAUCAGCAUCUUACUAAAAUGUGAAGGAAGGACUCUUGUACACUGAAAUGCUUAAUGUAUAUGCAUGCACAGGCUGUGCUCAGUGUUGUGGUCUUCAUGUUUGUGCUGGUUUUUGCCUCUGACAUCUUUCAUCAGUAUUGAGGGUGAGAGUGAAUGUAACAGGUAUAAAUAACACUUAAAAACUUAAUAGCUUUGCUAUAAUCACCGUUGUUCCAGAGCACUGUCAGAUUCAUUCUAAUGACCAGAAUGGUUGUUACAAAAAGAAAUUACAACCAUGGGAAAGAAAUCUUAAUGAAAAAAAGCAUCUCAUUGAGGUAUUUCUGCCUCGUGUGCACUGGGCCAUGUUUGUUUUCUUGGUACUCAUUAGUACAUGUAUUUUUUCCCAGAUCUCUUUCCCCGAGUUGCUGUUAUAGAGUACUCUGCUGUGUGCAGAUGCAUUUAUACACAUUAAAGCAGAUCUGGAGUCUGGCGUGGCUAAAUGCAGCUAUAAAACAGGAACAUUCAUAGCUGCAAAAACCAUCAUAAGUAGAGGACUUUUUGGUUUUUCUUUUGUUUUUGGUGUUAGAAAAUUUAAUUACAAAUAAAAUUCCAGUGAAUUUUGCAGAAAUACUGGUUUCUACACCAUCCUAAAGAAGUUGAGUGUUUGGAAUAGAAAAAAAUAUUAAAAGUGGGGAUCUUACAUUGUAAAAUUAACCAGAGUGUCAAGAGUUCUAAAAGCAGAACUCAAUUGUGCAAUGAACAUAAGGAAAGACUACUGUAUAGCUUUUUUAUUUUUACUUUUUUGUUUUUUGUUUUUUGUUUUUUUUUUUUUUUCUUUUAAAUGAAGAAAGGCUUUGCUUAAGGGUUGCAUACUUUUAUUGGAGUAAAUCGGAAUGAUCCUGCUCCAUUGGAGUAAAACUAGUGCUUACUGGUUUCCAUUUGUAUUUAGCUUCUGGUUGGAAUUUGGAAAAAAAAAAUGAAACCUAAAUAAAAUAGGUGAAAGCUUC
Molecule: messenger RNA, 2655 nt
Organism: Cricetulus griseus (Chinese hamster)
Lineage: Eukaryota; Metazoa; Chordata; Mammalia; Rodentia; Cricetidae
Source: RefSeq, a predicted model, not a curated record